AUGUGUGGGAGAGGGAAAGGUGUGUGGGAGAGCUGUGGGAAACACGCAGGCACCACCAAGCUGCAGUGCAGCUUCUUCGAAGUGUAUUUGGAGAGGGUGCGAGACUUCCUUAGCCCAAAGACACCCAACCCGCAGUUGAAGGAGCUUCCCGGUGGAGUCGAAGGUCUGACUUACAAGGAGAUUUCCACCGCCGCCGAAGCGUUGCAGAUUUUGCGACAGGGGUUGAGGCUCAGAGUGGCCGCCAACACCAGCCUGAAUGAGCACUCGUCUCGUUCUCAUGCAAUCUUCUCCUUACUUCUGCGACAGCCGCAGAAGGGUGGAAUUCGAACGUGCAAGCUGACCCUAGUUGAUCUUGCUGGAUCGGAAAAGGUCCGCAAAAGUGGUUCUGUGGGCGGCAUGCUGGAGGAAGCGAAGAAAAUCAAUUCGUCCUUGAGCGCGCUCGGUCACGUGAUUGAAGCACUCUCAGAGCGGAGACCGCAUGUACCCUACCGAGACUCUCGCCUCACACGCUUGCUGGAAGAGUCACUGGGUGGUAAUUGCCGGACGACUCUCUUGGUGGCUUGUUCGUCCAGCAGCAUCCAUGCCUCGGAGACCUUGUCUUCACUGCGGUUCGCCGUUCGUGCAAGAAAGGUUGAAAACAGUGUUGGUGUGACAGUCUGCAAUUCCCAGUCGAAGCAAGCUUCCGACAGGCAGCUUGAGAGGAGAAUCGCGCAGCUUCGACGAGAGCUUGCCAGACUGGAAAGUCGCAGAGCCGCCACUCGCUCCCCAUCAGCAGACAGGCGUCGAUCGUCAAGGUCCAGCAUAGCAAAAUCUAUGUCGACAUCCUCACUGAGUCCCGAGAGUUGCGGCAAGAUGCCCGCGGUGCCUCUUGCGAAGGAGAAGAAGACCUCCUUGGAGCAAAACCGCUUGGGCAGCUCCUUUGAAGUGCCGGAGGCACUGCCAGUGAGCAACAGCGUUACGUUGCUCGGCAGCUGCAGGAGCACCGUUGAUCCAGGAUCAGGCGUCUCAUCCACUUGCUCAGUGGCUGCAGUCUCACUGACAGGCUCUGCCGCUGGCACUCCGCUUUCGCGUGAUCGUGAUGUCCCGAGAGAGGAAUCUCCGUGUCCGCCACCCACUCGUGGCAGCUACAGUUUUCUCAUUGAGGCGACACCUUUGGCUGACAUGCCUAUGACGCUGAAAGGGUGGAGCAUAGGCCAGUCGUCGGUGCAAGUUCUCUGUGGAGAUUCGGUUCUCGAGGCGGGUGAAGAUCGGCUUGAUGGGCGUGGUACGAAG
Symbiodinium natans is the source of this 1272-nucleotide messenger RNA. The record is from the annotation of a GenBank genome assembly. Lineage: Eukaryota; Dinophyceae; Suessiales; Symbiodiniaceae.